GUACGAUCUCUCAGUGACACAUGUACUGUAGGUGCUGUUACCUGAGCGGAGGUAGGCCAGAGCAGCAAACAUGAGGACACGCACUCUUCUGUCCAUAACCCUGCUUGGCCUGCUGCUGUGGGCCUCCUGCACCCGGGCCGAUGACAAUGACGCCAAAACUGACCAAGAGACCGAAAUAGAUGAAGAAAAGACAUCAUCAGAUCCUCCAGGAGAGACGGACGAGGAGGAGGAAGAAGAAGAGGAGGCACCAAAGAAAGAGAAAACAGAGGAGAUAGAGGAGGAGAAAGAUGUCAUGGUUCUCCACAUCAACAACUUUGCCAGAGCUCUCAGUGAAACCCAGUUUUUACUUGUCGAAUUCUAUGCUCCCUGGUGUGGUCACUGUAAAACGCUGGAGCCGGUUUACGCCGAGGCUGCCGGGAAGCUCAAGACGGAGGAACCUGCUGUGCGUUUGGCCAAAGUGGAUGUCACAGAGGAGAAGGAGCUGGCUGAUGAGUUUGACAUCAAAGGCUUCCCCACGUUGAAACUGUUCGUCAAAGGAGAUCGCAAGCAGCCUUUUGACUACACCGGUAAGAGGUCAUUAGAGGGAAUAAUCCAGUGGAUGAAGCGUCGCAUGGGCCCUGGUGCUGCAGUGCUUGAAUCCACCGACUCUGCAGCUCAGUUUAUCGAUUCCCAUAACAUAACUGUUGUGGGAUUCUUUGAGAAUCUGGAGAGCGAGGCGGCCAAGACGUUCAAGGAACUCGCUUUAGAUGUUACUGACACUGAGUUUGCUCUGUCAGCCAGUCCUGAGGUUUUCCAGAAGUAUGAGGCGAAAGCCAACACAGUGGUGCUCUUCAAAAAGUUUGAUGAAGGCAGAGCAGACUUUGCGUUGUCUGAAGAUGGGACACUGGACAAAAAAAAUCUGAUCGACUUCAUCAAUGAAAAAAGUCUGCUGCUGAUCAUCCCAUUCAGCCAAGAGAUUGCAGAUAAGAUCUUCUCCUCCAACAUCCGCCUGCACAGUCUGUUGUUCAUCAACUCAUCUGUGGACAGCCAGACGUCUCUGAUAGAAGAAUCCAAGGCUGUGGCCAAAAAGUUCAAGGGCAAGAUGCUAUUCAUUUCAAUAGAUGUGACUGAAGCUCUUUCUCAUGUGCUGAAAUAUUUCGGCGUGUCAGAGAAAGACGCCCCAACUUCACGCAUUGUCAACAUGGAGACAGGAAAGAAGUUUGCCAUUGCUUCUGGGGAUCUGACAGCAGAGUCACUGGGAGAGUUGUGUCAGGCUGUUCUGGAUGGCACUGCUAAGCCCUACUUUCGUUCUGAGGACAUCCCAGAAGACUGGGACAAACUACCGGUCAAGGUUCUGGUGGGGAAAAACUUUGAGUCUGUCGCUCUGGACCCGACCAAAAAUGUCUUUGUGGAGUUCUAUGCUCCAUGGUGUGGACACUGUAAACAACUGGCUCCCAUCUGGGAUCAGCUGGGUGAAAAAUACGCAGACAAUGACGACAUCAUCAUAGCAAAGAUGGACUCCACAGUGAACGAGGUGGAGUCUGUUUCUGUUGAAAGUUUCCCAACGCUCCAAUAUUUCCCAGCUGGUGAAAAAAAAGAGGUGAUAAACUACACUGGAAAGAGAGAUCUUGAGACCAUGUCUAAAUUCCUGGAUAACGGAGGAGUGUUGCCUAAAGAGGAGAGUGAUGAAGAGGAUGACGAUGACUUGAAUGAUGAUGACGAUGAUGAUGAUGGUGGUGCUGAGGAGGAAGAGAAGAAGGAUGAAGACUCUGAUGAUGACAGCAAGGAGGCUGAUGAGUCUGAAGAUGGAUCAACCGAGAAGACAUCUAAAGAUGAACUGUGAUGUCCCUUUGGUUUCCAGCCAAUCGGGAUCAACCUAGCAUCUUUCAAUUUUUUCAUAUUAAAAUGAAGUUGGUUUACAAACAUACAUGCGAGUUCCACACAUGACUCAUUAAACAGGCUUACAGUAAUGGGUGUCCUCAUUCUUAUAUAUUUAAACAACACAACUCUAUAUAACACAUACUCCCUUUUAAAAAUCUGACAUAAACUCAAUAGAGCUUUCUAUAGCCUACUAUAAAUGUAAAUUACUAUAAAUAAGUUACAUUUGCUUCCUAAGACUUUUUUUAAACAGAAAUUAAUUAUGUGUUGCAGCCGGAAAACGCGAGCAGUCUCUGAAAGGCUGUUUCACUUGUCUUGUCUAUUUAUGCAUUUAACAAAGAACCCAGUACCUUCAUUCACUCUGCCUACGCCUUUUUUCAGCUGCUGAAUAAACACAACAGAGUUCUCGCUCACUCCCGAGCAUCACAACAACAUUUAUUUUCUCUAAACUCCUGCAUGUCACUGUUUCUCACUCACUGACACCACCGUGUGGCGUAAAUAAAGAAUUUCUAAAUGACUAAUACAAGUUUGUGGGUCCCUAAUAACAACGCAAUAAACAUCAACGUUCUCAAUGGACCUGUCACAUAAGUUUAAAUAAAUCAGUAUUGUGUAAUGAGAUAUAUUGGCACCAUAAAAGUCAACAUAAUCAUUACUUUAGCAAUUUGAAAAAAAAAGGAACAAAUUACAGAGUAGGAAGAGAUUGUAUUGAACUGUGAAGAAAGAAGUGUGGAUAGAAAGAACAACAAAGUUGAUACAGUGAAGGGAAAAGAGCAAGAUGUAGGACAGAAACAAAGUGCGUGUUUCAUAUUCCUGAAUGAAAUCUGCAAGACAGACAAACACAUGCUGGUCCAAAUGAUGACUGAGAAUAAAUUAGCUCAGUUUGUUGCCAGAAAAAGCGUCAUGUAGUAUUUGAGAGAGGAUGAAGGAGAGAAAAGGUUCAAUUUGAGUAUUCAAGAUAAUGUCAAAUUGUUUGAGAAGAGAAAGAACAUAAUCGUUUUUUAUUUGCCAGACUUAUGCUGAUUUCACUGUGGUAAUAAAUGUGCAAAAUAAAGAUGUAUAAAAACA
Molecule: messenger RNA, 2922 nt
Organism: Labrus bergylta (ballan wrasse)
Lineage: Eukaryota; Metazoa; Chordata; Actinopteri; Labriformes; Labridae
Gene: pdia2
Product: protein disulfide isomerase family A, member 2
Biological process (GO): protein folding; response to endoplasmic reticulum stress
Cellular component (GO): endoplasmic reticulum
Molecular function (GO): protein disulfide isomerase activity
Source: RefSeq, a predicted model, not a curated record